Molecule: messenger RNA, 248 nt
Organism: Sphaeroforma arctica JP610
Lineage: Eukaryota; Ichthyosporea; Ichthyophonida
Exons: 2
Coding region: 1-246 (81 amino acids)
Molecular function (GO): GDP-Man:Man(1)GlcNAc(2)-PP-Dol alpha-1,3-mannosyltransferase activity; alpha-1,3-mannosyltransferase activity
Source: RefSeq, a predicted model, not a curated record
AUGUAUAUGGAGCGGAUGGUUAUAGCCGUAGCUAGUGGUGGUCCGUUGGAAACAGUGGAGAAUAAUGUAACUGGCUGUCUGUGCGACGUCAACCCUACUGACUGGGCUAGGGCCUUGCAACGCACUGUGCUGCACGGAGACACGGCUAUAGAAAUGGGGCGCAAUGGAAGGAAACGGGUUGUUGAUCUUUUCUCAUUCGACGCGUUCACCAGGCAGCUGAUAGAUACUGUAAAUAACAUGCUCUAGGA